AUGUCAAGAUUUUAUAGAGGAUCAAGUGAUUCAAAAUCAUCAAGUUCAUCAGAAAAUGAGCCUGUAUAUUCUUCUGGAUCAGAACUAGAAUCAGAUGAUCAGGAGGUGCGAGAUGACCGGUCUUUUGAUCGUGAAGAACCAAAAAAACGGCGGACGGGUUUUCAGUUUUUAAAAGGAGAAGACACAGAAGAUAGUGAAGAAGAGGAUACAAAACGAGUCGUCAAGAGUGCAAAGGAUAAACGUACUGAAGAGUUUAAGAUAUGUGCAAGAAAUAUUGAAAACGCGCAAAAAAUCAAUGAUUGGGUAACGAUUUCAUCAGAAUUUGAGAAGAUAAAUAAGUUAAUUGAUCGGAUAAAACUCCAAGGAAAACCUCCUUGGCUUUAUAUAAACACUAUUGUAAAAUUGGAAGAUUUUUUAAAUGAAACAGUUAAGAAAGAAAAAGAGGCGAAAAAAAAAAUGAAUUCUACAAAUGCACGUGCUCUUAACUCAGUGAAACAACGUGUUAAAAGGAAUGUCAAGCAAUAUGAAAUGGAAAUUAAAUAUUUUCGACAAAACACAAAAGAGGAUGACAUGGACAAACUUAUGGAGCAACAAGAAACAUUAAUAGUCGAAGACGAAGUAUUAGGAGAUGAAAUGAUCAAGAAUAAAUUGCGUAUUCAGAAUAUAAAAGAUAAUUUUUCGACUGUUGGAAAAGGUGGCCGCAUUUUGCAAUAUACUCCAGAAAGUAUUCUUAAGCAUUUGAGACUUGUUUCUGAAGCCCGUGGAAAAAAGAAUACAGAUCAUGCAGAGCAAAUCAGGAUUCUUGAAAAGCUUCAAGAAAUUUCUACUACUCAAUACCAUAAGAUUAGUGUACUUUUAGCCAUGAUUUCUUCAAAAUUCGAUUAUAGCUUUGGUACUGCAUCAUAUAUGCCUAUUGAUCAUUGGAAAUCUACAGAGGCAGACCUUAAAAAAUUGCUCGACAUUUUGGAAACAGAUUUUUCUUAUAUUAUUAUAGAGGACGCAGAAGAAUAUAAUGAAGAUAUCGCUCCAGUCCCUAAAGAAGGGGAAGUUAUUAAAAUCCGUGGAAGUAUUAUUUCCUUUGUUGAUAAACUUGAUGAUGAACUUGUUCGCUCUUUACAAAAUAUAGAUCCACAUACUACCGAUUAUAUCGAUAGAUUAAAGGAUGAAACAGGGUUAUAUUCUAUUAUUUAUAGAGUCCAGGUGUACCUUGAGCGAAUUAAUGCAGGUGACAAUAUUAGUCGCAUUAUUCUAAGAAGGCUAGAACAUAUAUAUUAUAAACCAGAACAAGUUAUAAAUAUUCUUGAAGAAACAACAUGGAGAACAGUUCGUGAAUCUAUUAAUUCAAAAAUCACUCCUCGUUCUGAAAAAUCAGAUGCAGUAGUACUUAUGCAUAGUCUUUGUGUUUAUCUUUAUAAGCAUGGUUCUGGUUUACCUAGAACUAGGGCUAUGCUCUAUCAUAUUUAUCAUCAUGCACUGCAUAACAGAUUUUUUAAAGCAAGAGAUAUGCUUCUUAUGUCUCAUCUUCAAGAUAACAUUUUUACUGCAGAUAUUGUCACACAAAUUUUAUAUAACAGAACCAUGGUUCAAAUUGGUUUAUCGGCUUUUAGGACAGGUAUGAUUUCAGAAGCCCAUUGUGCUCUUCAUGAAAUUUGUGGUACUGGAAGGAUGAAAGAAUUGCUUGCACAAGGGCUACAAAUACAAAGAUAUAGUCAAGUUACUCCUGAACAAGAACGGCUUGAACGUCAACGACAGUUCCCUUUUCAUAUGCAUAUCAACUUGGAAUUAUUGGAAUGCGUAUAUCUUACAUGUUCUAUGUUAUUGGAGAUCCCAUCAAUUGCAGCCUCAGGAUUUUCUCCAGAUUCGAAAAAAAUUAUUAGCAGAUCUUUUCGACGCAUGCUUGACUAUAAUAAAAAACAAGUAUUUACAGGACCGCCAGAAAAUUCACGUGAUUGUGUUAUACAAGCAUCUCGAGCACUCUCUGUUGGAGAAUGGCAAAAAUGUUGUCAGCUUAUUAAAUCAAUUAAAAUUUGGGAUCUUAUGCCUGAAACUCAAAAAAUUAAAGAUAUCCUAACUAUUAAAAUCCAAGAAGAAGCUGUAAGGACAUAUUUAUUUACAUACGCACCUUUUUAUGAUACUAUUUCUAUUUCAAGAUUAUCAGAAAUGUUUGAUCUCUCUGAAAGAAGUAUAACAGCACUCGUUUCAAAGAUGAUUUCAUAUGAUGAAAUUUCAGCAGCCUUAGAUCAGGUUCAUAAUACAAUUGUAAUUAGAAAAGUCGAAUUAUCUCGUCUACAAAGCAUGGCAUUAAUGUUAAUUGACAAAGUUCAAGCCUUUGCAGACCAAAAUGAAAAAUUAUUAGAACAAAAAUCUGCUACAAUAGGAAGUGAAGGCUCAAAAAAACAGAAUAUAAAAGGAAACGUACAGGUCCAAGUAAGUAAAGACAAAUUAAUAGGACAUACAAAAACUAUUCGUAACCCUCGAGUUGAUUUCAAAAGUACACUCGGUCGAGCGGUAAAAUCAUCAACAUGA
Molecule: messenger RNA, 2526 nt
Organism: Pneumocystis jirovecii RU7
Lineage: Eukaryota; Fungi; Ascomycota; Pneumocystomycetes; Pneumocystales; Pneumocystaceae
Product: translation initiation factor eIF3 core subunit c
Exons: 2
Coding region: 1-2526 (841 amino acids)
Biological process (GO): translational initiation
Cellular component (GO): eukaryotic translation initiation factor 3 complex
Molecular function (GO): translation initiation factor binding; translation initiation factor activity; RNA binding
Source: RefSeq, a predicted model, not a curated record